Molecule: messenger RNA, 1455 nt
Organism: Pelmatolapia mariae (spotted tilapia)
Lineage: Eukaryota; Metazoa; Chordata; Actinopteri; Cichliformes; Cichlidae
Product: torsin-1A-interacting protein 2-like
Exons: 1
Coding region: 65-796 (243 amino acids)
Biological process (GO): membrane organization
Cellular component (GO): membrane
Molecular function (GO): ATPase activator activity
Source: RefSeq, a predicted model, not a curated record
UUUAAAUAACACUGGCCUUUUCUCUGUAGGAAGUGGAAAAUUCUGGCUAGCAGUUGCUAUAAUAAUGGCAAUCAUCGCUUUCGGGCUGCAGCAUUUUCUUCAGCCAGAAUCUCCGCCUCAGACGAAUGAUGUACGGCAGAUAGACGUCUUCCUCAGGCAGCUGGAAAAAGUAAAGACUCGGUUUCCUAACCAGCGUGCCGAGCUCUGGAAUAGGAGCAGGAUCCACCUUAAGAGACACCUUCAGACCCCACAGCCCACAGAGCCCGUGAGUCUGAUUCUCACUGCAGGCCUCAGAGCUGAGAAGACGCUGAACUGCCUAGCUCGGGACCUGGCCUCCGCCUACUCUUCUGCCCGGAACGCCUCCGUCCUCCACAUAGAUGGAGCCAGCAAAGCCAGCCAGGACAGUGACCAGGUCAAACUGGACAUUGACAGGAAGUUGCAGGGAGCUUUUGAAGGAGACAAACCUGUAGCCGUCAUUCAUCGCUUUGAAGAGCUACCUCCGGGCUCCACGCUAAUUUUUUAUCGCUAUUGCGACCACGAGAAUGCAGCGUACAAGAACACUUUACUGAUCUUCACUGUACUGCUGGGGGAAGAAGAUGAGAUUCCUGCUAAGAUUAGCUUGUGUGCUGUUGAGGAGAUGGUGGAUGACCACCUUCAAAAAAAAUUCCUCACUCAUGGCCACCCAGUGUCUUUUGACAUGAUGGACCUGGACAAAUAUGGUGGACUGUGGAGUCGUAUUUCUCACCUUAUCCUCCCCGUGGCAGCAGAGGAGAGAAUAGAGCUUGAAGGGUGCUAGAGAGCAGAAGCAUUCAUUCUAGUCUGAACUUUUAAUCUGGGAACUAAACUGGGUAAUUGAUCAUUUGGGAGGUAGUAGACCUCAAGGAUAUUGAAUAUACAGAUGUGGACUUCCAGAAUGAAUGAGAAUCAUUAUGGUAUGGGAUUUAAAGUAAUUUCUCUGAUCAGAUGUAAUUAUGAACAGAUAAUUGUAAGUUUAUUUGGUCUCUGCAUUAUAUUUAAAAUUUUGAAGGUAAUUUCUGCGUUUUAAUAAAUACUUGGAGUCACAAGAUAGAAAGAAGAACUAUUCUUUUGGUAUCACGGCAAUGGGGUUUUUAAUUGUUAUUGCAAAUGUCUUCUGUGAUUCGGAAACUUGCAUGGCACCGACAUGCCUUAACUGAAAAUACAAAGUCCUUUUUGUCUAUAUGUACAUGUACGCGUUACACUAUGGAAUAAAGAAUGAAGACAAAUACAUAAAUUAUAUGUGCCUUAAAGUAAAAAAAUAAACGCUGAAGAAUUUUAAGUCUUUUGUGACUGGAAUGAACACUGUUGCCACCAGAGGGCAGCAAAUCCACAUCUGAAACUUGUCUCCAGCGUCUGUGAAGAGGCUUGGUGGCAUUUUGAAAAGCAGCAUAAAGUUUGCAUAUGAAGUCAAACUGCAUCUUCUUUAAUCUGGAACUG